This is a messenger RNA of Poecilia latipinna (sailfin molly), 1035 nucleotides long. Its product is annotated as WD repeat-containing protein 18-like. Gene Ontology annotation, cellular component: nuclear pre-replicative complex; rixosome complex. NCBI's taxonomy places the organism in Eukaryota, Metazoa, Chordata, Actinopteri, Cyprinodontiformes, Poeciliidae. The transcript is spliced from 7 exons. Gene Ontology annotation, molecular function: protein binding. Bases 67 to 1020 code for a protein of 317 amino acids. The record is from RefSeq and is a predicted model, not a curated record. Gene Ontology annotation, biological process: rRNA processing; DNA-templated DNA replication.
CCGCCAUUAAAAAUCAGAAGAAGAAAAAGAAGCGUCUCUCCUUCUUGUUGUCUCGCUGAAGCCAACAUGGCGGCUCCUCUGGAGGUGGUAAUCAGCAGCGAUUCGGGCUCCCAGCUCUGGAACUGCACCGUCUUCGACCUCCACAGCGGCUCCAGCCUGCUCUCCUACCGGGGAGGGAACUCUGCGGCCCGGAGCCUCGCCGUCCUGCGGGGGGAGUUUCUGCUCAGCGCGCAGCUGGGGAAAAACUUCAUCAAUGUGUGGGAGAUCCAGAGGAAGGACCAGCUGCAGCAGAAGAUCGUCUGUCCAGGUGUGGUCACCUGUCUCACCGCCUCACCUGACGGGGCUUUCCUCGCUGCAGGAGUCGCCGAGGCGGUCUACCUGUGGGAGGUGUGCACAGGUAAGCUGCUGGCAGUGCUCAGUCGACACUAUCAGGACGUCACGUGUCUGAAGUUCACCGACGACAGCAGCCAUUUUGUUUCUGCGGGCAAAGACAACCUGGCACUGGUGUGGAACGUGUGCAGUGUGGUCCAGAUGGAUUUAAGCCACGCCCCCGAACCACGCCACGUCCUGUCCCGCCAUUCUCUGCCAAUCACAGACCUGCACUGUGGUCACAUGGGAGCUCAGGCCAGAGUCGCCACAUCAUCGCUCGACCAGACCGCAAAGGUGUGGGAGCUCUCCUCAGGUGAGCUGCUGCUGUCCGUCCUCUUUGACGUGGAGAUCAUGUCGGUAACCUUUGACCCCUCAGAGUACUUCCUGUUCUGUGGAGGACGUGAUGGGAACAUUUUUCAGGUGUCUCUCUGCAGCCAGAGUCUGAACCGGGAGAAGUCGUUCCAGUCGGACGGCGAGGGAAACCAGGUGUUCAAGGGCCACAGGAGCCUGGUCACCUGCCUCUCCGUGUCCAUGGACGGGACGCUGCUGCUGUCCGGGUCACAGGACGAGACGGCCCGCCUCUGGGACGUCCAGAGCCGGCAGAGCGUCCGCUGCCUCGCACACAAAGGUAAGCCCCGCCCGCCUCUCUGAUCUGCUUCUGGUUCU